Paramecium pentaurelia is the source of this 273-nucleotide messenger RNA. The record is from the annotation of a GenBank genome assembly. Lineage: Eukaryota; Ciliophora; Oligohymenophorea; Peniculida; Parameciidae.
AUGUCUUUUUAUAGUCAAAACCCAUUAUAAUUGAAUAAGGUAUCUAAAUAUAUUAAAUUUGGUAAUAUUGACAAAGGGAAUAAUUUCAUUGAUAUUCCAUAUAAUUAAAUUUUAGAUUAGGAUUAAGAAAAUUCACUAAAUAAUGAAUGGCCAUAUGAAAUAAAGACAGAGGCAAAAAUGUCAAAGGGGCAGAUUCUAAUUCUGGAAUUCAGGUAUUAUUAAAUACAAUAACCUAGAUUAUCUUAAUAUUUUAGAAGAAAACUUAAGAAAUGA